Molecule: messenger RNA, 2567 nt
Organism: Cadophora gregata
Lineage: Eukaryota; Fungi; Ascomycota; Leotiomycetes; Helotiales; Ploettnerulaceae
Exons: 2
Coding region: 662-2209 (515 amino acids)
Source: RefSeq, a predicted model, not a curated record
CAUGUAACUAUUCACCAAAAGAAUUCCUCAAAAUUUGAUCAAGAAAUUUUCAAUCGCUGCCCCUGUCAACAAUGCUCGGUUAGCUCUCACAGCGGCUGUACCUGAAUUCACAGCCACAAAUUUCAUCCCGUCACUUCCCACCGUCUCUUCUCAUCCAAAGCCAUCGUCACCUCUCGUCAGCAAGUCUCCUCAUUCAUCACCAACUGCGCUUCGUAUCACAUCCAAGUAUGGCUGCGGCGUCGAGGCUUGUAGUUGACAGCAUUAAUGGUGUGAUGACAUGGCCAGGUCGCAUGCAGGGGGACCUGUUGGAACCGCCCGGCGGUUCCAGACGAAAAUCUAUGGCGUCUCACGCGCGAGGAACCCAUUGACGCGACCACCGUCCUAUCCAAUGUGCUUCCGCGCAUCUCCUUUCUAUACCGCAAAGAAUGCCCGGGUGAUAUCUCGAUCGAAUGGCACAGCCUGGAGUGAAACGUCCCGUUGGACUGGCACCGCAUAAAUCACGGUGCAGGGAAAUGCGGGGACGACUGACUGUGAUCCGCUUGCACUUGCUGUCCACGUCUCUCAUAUAUGUCGCCCCCAUACCCAUUUUUAGUUUUCUUCGUCUUAUUUUUGCUCUUUGAGCUAUUCAUAUGUUGCGGCUUUGAGUUUCGAGGGACGUUCUAUGUUUGAGAGUGCCCUCAGAUGUGAUCAUUACAGCCUGUUCAGCCUCCUUACUCGCUCGCUUGUGCACCGAAAAAUAUAUGGCCGUGGUUUCUGGCUGAGAGGGACCAACAGACGUCUGGAGAAGUCAUCCCCAAUGAACCCGCCAUCAGUCGAAACCAUACCAGCAAUGCCCCAUGUUGUAUCACAAUGGCAAUCCGACCAGUCCCCAGCACGAGAUAUGGAAUACCGGCAAUCAACGAAGCUGGAAAAAGCUACAUCGACGGAAUUCCUUCGGCCAGUCCAAAUAUCUAUUCGCCGGUCCAAGAGAGCCGGAGGAGUUCGACCAGCUCCAAGCCUGAAAUUUCUCUCCCCUCGAGAAGAUGAGCGUUGGGAAUAUAGUUCUGGUCGAGGAGACUGGGAGCAGACAGCAUGGGAGCAAUCGGGUGCAGGUCGGACGCCAUCAUCAUCAGUAGAGUCGGUGUUUGAGAUGUACACUUCUGGCCCUUACGACUCGCCCAAUUCAUCAACCAACUCCUCUUUCAUUGCAGAGUUGGAGGAUACUGCUCUGGUUACGAGACCAUCCAGGAGAUCAGCACCACCAAGUUCCAACAAGAUAGUAUAUAUAUCGCCUUCGAGCAUGGAAUUUCAAACGACCGAACUGAGUGCCCGAGCUGUCAUCAAAGUUGUCGAUGAAACAAUUGCUGCAAUAGAAGACAGCAACCGAAAACUGCUUUCGCGAGCUGUAGCGGCUGAAGAAGCAGCUAAAGCCCUAUUAGAGCAGAAUUCGCAACUCCAGCUCAAAAUUGAGCGUUGUACCAGAAAAAGCCGUCCAAAAACAGCUCCAUCAUCACCAGUGUCAAGAACUAGGCAGAAGCGAAACCAAGAUCCUCAAAGUGCGACACCCCUCUCAGUCUUCAAUGCCACAAUCGACGAGCAGCUUGUGACUCCUAGGCCAGUAAAGAACCGUUCUCAAAGCGCUCCGGAAAGGCCACCUCCUCCGUACCCAGAUAUGCAAACCUCAUUGUGGACCCAAGCGCCACUUUCUGCACCUGCACAGACAGAAUUGAUGCCUAGUCCUUUCAACAACAGUUCCAACCACCAUAGCUUCCCAAUUCAAAGGCAGGAGCAACAGCCAUCCACAUACUACCGUCGUCCGCCAUCUUUACCCACAACCCCACGCCCUCCUCAAUUCCAGUCCCAGUCUCAAAUUCAACCUCCAUCAAACCUCCUCUCUCCAUUCCGCUCUCCAGGUUCCCAGGCUCCACCUCGUCCACCACCCCUCCUAAUUCAUCGAGAAAUUCCGCGUUACGAAACGCGCCACAAACUUACACCAGCGGCAUCGACUCCACACCUCCGUAGUAUCAGGCUGGACACCCAGUUUAAGAAUAAACCGCUACCACCUCUUGGGCCUAUGAGUCCAAGUGUACUGAGUGGAUUGGUUGAGAUUGGCACCACGAAUCGUGUCGAUGAUGGGCGAGGUGAGGUCAAGAGUGAUGGCGUUGGGAGGCGGAGGAGAGGGUUGAGUGAUUUGUUCAAGAAGGCGAAGGAAAGUCCAAUUUGGAAAUGAGGGAACAUAUAUAGCAGUGGUCUUUCAGGUUAAAAGUGAUCGAGAUGCGCUACCUUGGUCUGGAUAACAAAUCUUGGAGUUGUGGUAGGCGUCUGCGAGGAGGGUAUGAAAUUGCUGGUGUUGAUGGUGCAUGCAUUGGCUUUGUUUACUUCAUGCCUGACGAGCAAUGUUUAGAAACGAAGAAUGUCGAAUAAUGAAUAUGUUUACGUUAUGAAUGACCACAAGACUUCUUCCCCAAUGGACCACAUCUAACCCGUGUGAAUGUCGCUUUCUUGCUUUACCACAUCUCGCGACCGUGGUGGAGACUAAGCAAUAUUUAUUUUCCAAUUUCAUCCAUAUCCGCGCUCGCGACUUUCAC